AUUGCAAUCCCUUUGUCCGAUCAUUAUCGUUUUUUUUUUUUUUUUAGAGAGGCUUACUACUUCAAAGUGACGAGCGGGCGAAGCAGACCUACGACGACGCUGAGGAUAUCCUAGCCUCAUGACUUGUCUCUGUCGGGUUGGUGAUGCAAUAUUGACUGCAGUGCUUCCACUGGAGCUCGACCUCGUUCUGCUAGGGUACAAUGAUGGCUACAUUCGACAAGCCUCUUGUUCCGCUCUUGCCUUGCGCUGUUGCGAACCCGUGUCGGACUCACCUCCUUCGUCGGCAUUACCAGAAGCUGGUCACCAGGACGAGAAGCCUUUCUUUGUUGCGUCUUCCAAAUAUUCUAUAGCAGCCUCCAUUCAAUCAUUGCAUUUCAUUCGCAACGAACGAACUGGGAACGCAUUUAUCAUAGGUGGAUCAGAUGAUGGUGGUGUAGCUAUAUGGUCGCUACGGGAUCUGAAACUACUUAUGCGUUUCAUACACUUCGUGGAACCCCUCUCCCAUGUAGCUCAAAUCCGGCCACAACAUGAAACCGCGAAUCCCUUCGGUGGUUAUGUAUUAUGUUUCUCCUCUGAUGGGACGAUAGCCGUAAUUACACUUAACGAGUUCCAGCUUUUGUGUCUCAUCCCAGGCUCGGCUUCCGCGCUUACGCAUGUUUACUAUGCUGGCGGAGCUGAUCACGAACAGAUUAUGGCCAUCUAUGGGGAUGGGUCUGCCAGAUUAUGGGACUUCAAGGUUCGGGAAUUCCGCCGUGCAAUGGAUCGCGAGAAGGCCAAGGAGUCUCUUGCUAAAUCCUCCUGGGAUGAAUUUAUCCUUGAUAAUCAAACGUCACAGCUAUCGGCUUCCCUCCCGACAACUUUGAACGAAUUGGGGGGACCAGUGUGUGCCACGUCCCUUGCUCUUCAGCGGUUUGUGGUUUUUACUGCCAAGGAUACGACGGCACUCGACAACGCCUCAUCUUACAUUCCGAAACGUUCACUUCGGGCGACACCCCUUCCCCAACUUCGUGCUCUUUUAUCCCUGCUGCUGACACCAACAUUAAGUCCGGAGAUAGAUGAGAUAUGCACUAGCAAACUAGGUGUUCUAGCAUCCCGUGGGCGCCUGGGUCGUGCUUGCAGUCGAUUGGCCUCCGCGUGCUGCCGCUCGGACUCGAGGAAUGCUUGGUCCAUAUCUGGCGAUGCCUCUGCGUUGCGGGCGGCCGCGAUCGUAGCCGUUCUAAAGGCGUUGUCAUCUUAUGAAGCUCUGCACGACGAUUGCGAGACUGUGAUCAUAUUCUACGCUACGUCACUCCCAACUGUGAUAGGGCAACACUAUAUACCUCCAGAUCUUGUAUGGUUGGCAAGAAAGUGGUUUGAAACAACGAAUGACGUACGCCAGGCGACGAAGAUCCUCGUUGAUGCUGGAGUAGUAAGGUUGGGCGGCGAGGAAAGUGUCGGUCUGGUUGGAGCUUGGAAGCGGCAUCUUCCAAGCACCGAGAGAUCCCUUGAUCACUCCAAGGUAUCUUCGUUGGCCGUCUUCCUAUGUGGAUACGUAUCGGUCGAGAAACACGCUCUUUUGUCUGAUGACACUUUAGCCGACAUUUCCAAGUCGGUCGCCUCAUAUUUACAUAAGGAAGACUUGACCAGCCGUUUGUUAGCAGUUGACUUAUGCACCCGAGGCUUUCAAGUCUGGCAGCGUUAUGUGGAUGCGAUGGCUAUCCUGCGUGCUUUGUUCACUCUCGCUAUGAAUUCUCGCAAAGAUAAUGUCUCAGUGCAGAAUGUCGGUCAACAGGCGAGACAGGCCAUCUUCCAGAUUGCGUCGACAAACACUCCACUGUUCAUGACGACUCUCACCCUCGACAUACUCAGCCCGAAGAAUCUCGAAUACCGUAAAAUUGUGAUGCAGUUAGUGGCGCUGCUCACCCGGAAGAAACCUUUGCUACUGUAUUCAAAUCUUCCCCGCUUGAUGGAAGCAGUAGUGAAGUCCUUAGACCCCAAUUCAACUUCGAAUCGCGACGCAGUUCAUGACACAGCUACAGAAAUCAUCGGCUAUGUCGUGAAAACAUUCCCGACGGUUGAUUUCCACAUGGCCACCCAACGUCUCGCGGUUGGGACGUGCGAAGGUGCCUUCGUCAUGUAUGACCUCAAAACUGCGACUCAAUUGUACGUUCUGGAGGGCCACAAAAAGCAGCCAACGGCGUGCUCAUUCUCACCGGAUGGCCGCCGGCUCGUCACAGUUUCACUGGAAGAAGGCACUGUACUUGUGUGGAAAGUGGGUUCGAGUUUCACAAGCUUUUUCCACCCUGGCGCGCCCCCUCGUCAGGGAAAUGCCGGAUCACAGCCGUACAAGACACUAGGGUUCAAUAUUGGUGAAGAUGCAAACAUAUCCGUUGCAGAUGCUUUUGAAUGUGUAAAUUUUGAGUGGCCGUCGGAGCGCAGUGUGCGCUUACAUAUCCGAGAAAAUACGUUGACCUUUAGUACAUAAUUUAUAUCUCCCCCACGUCUGAAGACCGACUACGGUGACGAGUCGUGAUAGGCCAUUGUACGGAUGGCGCUCAUUCAUGCGUCCAAGUCGCAUGCAUAUGGACGCAGAGCACACCACUGUGGUUGGAGUUGUAUAGCGUUGAUACCUCGUUGGACCAUUCUGUAUCGAAUGUCCUAUUUACGCGGAAGUGCCUCUGAG
Molecule: messenger RNA, 2662 nt
Organism: Pisolithus orientalis
Lineage: Eukaryota; Fungi; Basidiomycota; Agaricomycetes; Boletales; Pisolithaceae
Exons: 15
Coding region: 119-2464 (781 amino acids)
Cellular component (GO): cytoplasm
Molecular function (GO): protein binding
Source: RefSeq, a predicted model, not a curated record